Clarias gariepinus (North African catfish) is the source of this 2325-nucleotide messenger RNA. RefSeq names its product protein SSUH2 homolog. The record is from RefSeq and is a predicted model, not a curated record. The transcript has 21 exons. The coding region runs from base 1 to 2049 and encodes 682 amino acids. NCBI's taxonomy places the organism in Eukaryota, Metazoa, Chordata, Actinopteri, Siluriformes, Clariidae.
AUGUCUGCGUUUGCUGCUCCAACAGCGACCCCUGCUGGAUAUGACGACACAGUGCCGGGGUACCAUGGAAAUCUGGAAGGUGAAGGAGGACAGUGUCUUCCUCCGCCGAUGCCCUCAGUGCCUGUGCCAUCCCUGGAGAACCUCCCUGCUCAACCAGAGAGGAAUAUCACCUCCAUCACAGAGGAAGAUGCACGUGAAGCGUUUAUCAGCUACGCGUCCAGUAAAUGCUGUUACAGAUCUGCGCCGGCUCAAGAGGGCGUCAUCACCAAAUUAGAGCCCUUCGACACCCACAGGUAUCGCUUGGAGACCUUUACUGAGAAGAGAUCUAUUAAAUGGUGUCAUGAACCGUAUACAGGUCAGCCUGUGGAUUCACUUAUCCAGCCUGCUCCAAAAGCAUGGGAGAUCGAAGCCAAAGCACCUGGUUUCUUUAAGGAUCAAGAGACAACCAUCAAAGUGCCGCAUACCUCCUCAGUCAAGAUCUGCCAUGGCUGUAAUGGGAUGGGGACAAAGACAUGCAAUAAGUGCAAUGGGUCUAGGAAAGAAAAAUGCAGUACUUGUAAUGGUAGCGGGUCUUGCGACGGAACUGACUGCUCAGACUGUAACGGCUUAGGAGAAAAAACCUGUAGCAGGUGCAAUGGAAAAGGCACCUAUCAAUGUACCCUGUGUCAAGGAAAGAAACAGCUCCUCGUCUUCAUGACACUCAAGAUUCAGUGGAUUACUUAUAAAAAGGAUUUCGUGGUGGAGCAGUCGAGCGGUCUGAAGUCGAAGAAAUUUAAUAAGGUCUCCGGAAAGGUGAUGUUCACAGAUUCCCAGCGCAUGGUUGGUCCAGUGGUGAAUUUCCAAGACGCUUCACUGCGCCAAGCGUCUGAGCGUUUUAUACAAAAACAUCAAUCCAAGUAUUCUCACAUUCUGCAGCAGCGUCACACCAUCGAGCUGAUACCCGUCACCAAGGUGAACUACACCUGGAAAGGGAAGUUCCACUCUUACAUUGUGUUUGGAAACGAGAACAGAGUGUCCACCAAGAGCUACCCGGCCGCAUGCUGCUGCUCUGUCAUUGAACAUUUCCUGUUUUUUUGUCUUCCUCCCCUAAUGCCCUCGGUGCCCGUGCCAGCCCCGAAGAACCUCCCUGCUCAACCCGAGUGGAAUAUCACCUGCGUGACAGAGGAUGCACAUGAGGCGUUUAUUAGCUACGCGUCCAGUAAAUGUUGUUACAGUUCUGCACCGGCUCGAGAAGGCGUCAUCACCAACUUAGAGCCCUUUAACACCUACAGGUAUCACUUGGAGACUUUUGCUGAGAAGAGAUCUAUUGAAUGGAGUCAUGAACCGUAUACAGGUCAGCAUGUGGAUGCGCUCAUCCAGCCUGCUCCAGAACUGUGGGCGAUCGAAGCCAAAGCACCUGCUUUCUUUAAGGAUCAAGAGAAAACCAUCAGAGUGCCGCAUACCUCCUCAGUUAAGAACUGCCAUGCCUGUAAUGGGAUGGGGACAAAGCCAUGCAAGGACUGCGCUGGGUCUGGGAACAAGGUUUGCAGGGCUUGUAACGGUAACAGGAAUCGCCAAGGAAACACUCCCUGCUCACACUGUAAUAGCUGCGGAAAAGAAAACUGUGGCAGGUGCAGUGGAAAUGGGUGCUGUGAAUGUAAAACGUGUCGAGGGAAGAGACAGCUUUUCGUCUUCAUGACGCUCAAGAUCCAGUGGACUACGUAUAAAAAUGAUUUCCUGGUAGAGCAGUCGAGCGGUCUGAAGUCAGAGGAAUUCAGUAAGGUCUCCGGAAAGGAGAUGUUCACAGAUUCCCAGUGCAUGCUUGGUCCAAUGGCGAGUUUCCAAGACACUUCACUAAGCCAAGUCUCAGAGCGCUUAAUACGAGAACAUCAAUCCAUGUAUAUCAAGACUUCUCGCAUUCUGCAGCAGCGUCACACCAUCGAGCUGAUCCCAGUCACCAAGGUGACCUACGACUGGAAAGGGAAAUCCCACUAUUACAUGGUGUUUGGGAACGAGAACUAUGUGUACACUGAGAGCUACCCGGCCACAUGCUGCUGCUCUGUCAUGUAAUCCCAUAAUUUGCCAUUUUGCAUUUUUCUUAUAAAAAACAUCAAAGAGUACAGAAUACAGAUAAUAUUUAGGCUGUUAUAAUGUGUUAUUCCUUUUUGUAUUAAAUAUAUACAUAAUAAUACUCAAACUGAAUCAAACAUAAAAUGAUUUGCAAGCACUGUGGCCUUGCACUUCCAGGGUUGAGGGUUCGAUUCCCAUCUUGGGUCUGUGUGCGUGGAGUUUGUGCCUGGUGGCUUUCUUCCGGGUAUUCCAGUUUCCUCCCACAGUCCAAAUAGG